Messenger RNA from Patella vulgata (common limpet), 8119 nucleotides. RefSeq names its product kinesin-like protein KIF26B. Gene Ontology annotation, biological process: microtubule-based movement. The transcript has 17 exons. NCBI's taxonomy places the organism in Eukaryota, Metazoa, Mollusca, Gastropoda, Patellidae. The record is from RefSeq and is a predicted model, not a curated record. Gene Ontology annotation, molecular function: microtubule motor activity; microtubule binding; ATP binding. The coding region runs from base 53 to 5767 and encodes 1904 amino acids.
UAUUUGCAUUGAAAAACUGUUGGAAUUGGCUGAUUCCUUAGAGAAAGAUAUAAUGUUUCCGCCCUCAUGGCAUUAUACCGAUGAACCUAUUUACGACAACCUACAGUCUUUGAAGAUAGAAUACAAUAUGGAAAGGGCUCGUACAGUGAGGUCUGGUAUACCUACAUUAGCAGGGAAUGGUAUACCCGGUAGAGCCCAUCACUUGACAUCACGACAAACAGCCAACACAGGAGUAAUAGCUCAUCCAUAUACUGUACAUAAACAUGCUAUAGUUCGACCAAUCAACUCAACAGGUUCCGAACACAAAAUGAAACAUGAAAAUGAAAGAAUCAUCAGUGGAUCCAAUAGCAAAGAGGUGUAUAUAAGUAAUUUAGAUGGUCCACGAGCUUCAACUCCUAUCAGGGAUAUAUUAGGAGCAGAUGUAAUCGUUCACCAACCCCAAUACCACGAACUGGAAAAGUUUAACAAUGAGGAUUUAGCAGAAGAUGAAGAUUAUCCAAUUCGCGGAACAAUUUCUCCUCUUACAAAUCAACGGUUACAACGAUCCCUGGAUCAAACGGGCAACGAGUUAUCUUUUGUGUUCGGAAGACCUUCGUCACCCUGUGUAGACCAAACUAUAGAUGGUCGAUGUUUAUCACCUAUUAACGAACAACGCCCACUUUCUCCUUCAUCCGAAAUGUUUACCAUGAAACAGGAUGUAUGUAAUAUGGCCACUGAUAAAGGAAUAGAGGGGCAUGUGGUGCAAGGUGGUGUAUGUUGUGAACAUUGUAAUAAUUGUUUAAUAGAUUUAAAACGUCAAGCUCUCAGGAUUAUGUUUCCAGAUAAUACAACACGGAAUACACCUCUCAAGCCUAUGAACUAUGUUAAAGUUGAAGAAAAGUUACAAGUGCCUGAUAAUUUUCGUCGGUAUGUGAAGCGAGAACGCUGUGAUGUUUGUGAAACUCCCAUAAGACAGUUAAAACAAGAAGCUGUUGCUAUGAUACAGUCCAUCCAACAAGCCCAAAGUGCCUCAUCUGUUCCUGCAAAUAUACCUGCUUUAGUUGGAUCAUAUAAUAUAGGUGCACAUCAACGUAAUCAUCAGCCCAACAGAUAUUUGUCACGGACAUCAAAAAGUAGUCAGUUCAGUUCAUGUCUGUCGUCUGGUAUACCAUUAGCAGCUCAAGCACAGGCUUAUCUUGAACAAAAUGCACAAUCCUGGUUAAAUCCUGUUAAUCGACACAAUCAGUUAAUAACAAAUCGACCUAAUCAACAGGAGAGAAUCUAUGCAGAAGUAAAAAACGAGAGUAAUAUGGGUCCUCAUGGCCGUCCACCACUCCCGACUUCAGCCUCACAUCAUUAUCACAGUACUGUUGUUGCUAGAAGUGGUUCUCCUAUUGUUAUCUCCUCAGGAAUACCAACACCAGCAGGCAGUUUCUUAUCAAGGGCUGCUCAGAAAAUCAGUAAAAAGAAAAAGCGUCAUCAGCCACCUGAUCCAGAACCACCACCAUUUCCAACUAAUUUUUGUGACAUCAUCCGUUCAUCACCUCCACCUGCUCCACCAUGUUUAGCUCGAGGUCUGGGACGAUUACUCAAUCCUGGUGCUGGAAAGGUCAAGGUGAUGUUAAAGAUAUGUUCUCCUAUAGUUCCUGGUCAGCAAGAACAAGGACGAAGUUUUCUAACCAUCGACCCACGCCGUAAACAAGUGACGGUACAUGACCCAACUGCUAGUGGAUAUAUUACGUCUGCCAGUCGAAGAUCUGCUGUGGCCGCCCCUAAAAUGUUUGCUUUUGAUGGAGUUUUCUCUCCGGAUGAUUCUCUGACUGAAGUGUGUGCUGGCAGUCUUUCUGACAUUUUACAAUCUGUUGUUAGCGGUGCUGAUGGCUGUCUGUUUAGUUAUGGACAUUCAAGACUUGGUAAAUCAUUUACAAUGAUAGGAAAAGAUCAUUCACCACAGACUCUAGGAGUAAUACCUUGUGCUAUAGCCUGGUUAUUUAAAUUAAUCAGUGAUCAGAAAGAAACGACAGGAGCAAGAUUUUCUGUCCGAGUUUCAGCUGUAGAAGUUUCAGGAACCCAAGAAAUUUUAAGAGAUCUUCUUACUGAAGUUGCAGGAGGUGCAGAUGGUGGCAGUGGAUCAAAUGGUGUCUAUUUGAGAGAAGAUCCUAUCUGUGGAACCCAACUUGAAAAUCAAAGUGAACUUCGUGCCCCAACUGCUGAAAGAGCAGCCUUCUAUUUUGAUGCUGCUUUGGCUGCAACCAGUAAACAUGUGGAAGAAGACGGCCGAUCAUCUCAUUUGUUAUUCACCCUACAUGUCUAUCAAUAUAGAAUAGAAAAAGCCAACCGAGCCGGAUUACCUGGUGUUGCUGGAGGUCGAAGUCGUCUACAUCUAAUUGAUUUAGGAAGUACAGCGAAAUCUAAAGAUCCAAACAACGCUUCUUUAAGUCUGUCAGCCCUCGGUAAUGUGAUAAUGGCUCUACUUAAUGGACAGCGCCAUUUACCACACAGGGACAGUAAGAUAGCUCAGUUACUACGAGAUUCACUUGGUAAUACAACAUGUCGAACAUGUAUUAUAGUUCAUGUAUCAUCAGCCUUACCUCAUCACGCAGAAACGCUUCAAGUUGUACAAAUGGCUGCCAGGAUGCACCGUAUGAAACGCAGAAAGGCCAAGAUGUCUAGUACAAGUUCUGAAGACAGUUCUAAUGAUGGAAGUGGAAAUUUUCGAAGACCGUAUCGAGGAUUAAGAAUGGGAACAUUACGAGAAGAUGUGUUAUAUUCUUCUUCUCAUUCAGAUCCAGACAACUAUACAUCAAGUAGUGAACAAUCGUGCGAUACGGCCAUUUAUUUAGGAUCUAACGGAGGACAAUCGUUAAGUGAUCGUGACUUUACUGACAACGAGGGUCCCCCUCGAUCUGUGCCUAGAACAAAUCCUCGUCUUCCACGACGACCUGGUGGAUCUCGUUCCUCGGGAGAUGAAGGUUCUGCUUCUGAUAGUGGUAGAAGCAUGACGUAUUCAGAUCAUCACAGGUUCAUCAGUCCUGGUUUAGAGUCACCAGUUGCACGAGCAGAUUUACCAAUUCAGAAUAUUCUCCAGAUGCAUUCAGCUCCCAAUUCACCACAACACCAUCCUUCACACUCUUCUAGAAGAAUGAAUCCUCAUGCUAAACCGCUGGUUACCAGAUCACAGAUGCCUGCAGAUGUGAGAGAUGCGAGUCCACACACACCAGAGAAGAGUCAGAAGGCACACAGCUCUUCAAGCAGACGACAAAAAUGCCAAGAUGGUCAACAGUCUGUAAGAGGUGAACAGUGGAUUGAUGGACCCGGAAGUGCCAUUUAUACUGAACCAAAAAAUGUCAGUGAACAUUGGAUAGAUGGUCCACAAAUAUUCAAGAAAUGUCCACAAUCUCCCAAACCUGAUGCUUCAACUCGUAAAAAGUUAAAGAAUGUUGUGGUCAGUUCAGAGGAACGAUGGAUUGAUGGACCUCGUGAAAUGAUUUCUAGUGGAAGUAAAUCAACAAAUAAAAAUCAGUCCAUGCAUACAUUAAGUACUGUAAAUGAUAACCAAGUACCACCUUCUCCCAGUCCUAAAUUAAAACAUGCUACAACCGGUGAACGAGCUUUAAAACAAGCCAUUAUAAAACAAAUACCCGAUAUUAAAAUACGACCAGAAAGUAGUAUAAGUGUAGAAAGUAAUACUUCAACUCAUGCUGAGGCUGCUACAUCACGGCCUGUCAGUAUUUCUAGUAAUGACGGACAGAUGAAAGAUUGUAUUGAUAUCAGUGAAAAUAUGGUCGUUAAACCAUUUGUUAGAGACUGGGUAGAAAAACAUCAUGAAGUACCCAAUACCAUUGUAACCUCGGAUAACCCAAUCAAACCAAUAUUUCAUGAAUCAGUUAUCAAAAAAUUACAAACCUCUUCAUCAUCAUCUUAUCCAUCACCAACAAGUUCACCAUCUUUAUCCAAAAAAUCAGACAGUAUACUACCAGAUGCUAUCUUUCCUAAAGAACCUGAAACAACAAAUCGUGUUACAGAAUGGGUACGUUCUGUUUCUAUGGAGAUGCCUGAGGUUUUAGACACAACUUUUUCAUCUGUUUCUAUGGCCGAUGCAGAAACAAAUACAGAUCACGAUUCAGAUUUCGAACAGAUUGCUUCCAAAACCAAAUUAAAUGUGACUUUUGACAGUGGUGAACCAGAAGUGAAUAUUGUUGAUACCAGUUAUGAUAGUGUUGAUACAAGUGACUGUGUUAGUGCUAGAGAUUCUAUUUACGAACAGGACGUAGAAGAGAAACUCGAAUCUAUGCAUCUUCUUGCAAAUCAGUUAACAGACAAUGAAACAUUGAGUAGUAAAUCAUUUUCUAACGAUAUCAAUGAAAGUGCUGAAAAGGAAAUUCGUGCUAGUGCUAAAUUAAGUAGUCUGGCGUACAGCCAGGGACAAUCUUCGGUCUCCUCGGACAAUGAUAACAGUUGUUCAGUGUUAGAACCAUGUAGAUUAUUAUUAUUACGUAAACCCGAUGGAGCUUCAAAUCCUAAUUUAUCAAAAGACUUUUUCAGUGAAAAAUGUAUCGACCAAUCAGUGUUAAGUAUUAAUAGUGAUAACAUGGAGACUGUGGCUAAUGUGUCUCGACAAAAUGUUACGUUAAGUGAGAAAACAUCUACCUCAACUUCACUAACAAAUAGUAAAGACAAAUCUAACAACAAACCUAAUAUAAAAACUAAACCCCCGCUUCCGCAUAAACUUAAUGGCACCGUCAAGCCUAGCUCCCUACCCAAACCUUCUUAUUCACCAUCAUCCAGUCCGAAACAAACCCCAUCCACACCAUCUAGUAAAGACAAUUCACCCGAGAAAAAACAAAAAUCCAUCCUUCAUAAUGGUAAAACAAGUGAAAACAAAAAUAAAUCUAAAACAAGUGUUACAGUUAGUACUUCUACAAGUAACGGUGUCGCCAAAAUAAAUUCGAAACCAAAAACACCCAACGGAAACAGCAAACUACCUCUAUUAUCUCAUGGCUCAACGAAGGAGGCUAAGUCAAAAAAGAAAGACUGUAAAGUGACUUUGAAAGUGAGUAAUGGACAAAUGGGUGAAAAUUCAAGUAAAAAGCAGUGCAAUGAUUCGGACAGUGGUAAUGAUAGUGGUAUUGUAGCAGCAGUAGAAAAGAAAUUGUUGUCCCCAUACAGUAAAAUAACUAAACCUCGUACCCCGAGUCAUUCUAGUAGUGGUCAUGGUAGUGAUAAUAGUAGUUCUAUUAGUACCGAGUUACAUUGUCAUCAUGGUAGUAAGUCGGAUAAAAUAAACGGUGGUACCAGUAGUGGAUAUGAGAGUAUGUUGAGAGAAUCAGAAGCUAGCUGUUCUUCUGAGCAUGACGAUAGUGCCAGUGAAAGUUCUGGGGAACGCAAGAAGGGAUCUAAGCGAAAAAAUGGUACAAGAAGGAGUCGAUCCGCACCAGGUCGAACAUCCGACAGUCCCCCUGAUAGUUGUAAACAAAGUCCUGCUGCUAAGCGCAAAACAUCCAGUCCUUCUAUGAAGAACAAACACGGCAAAUCAAAAGAAGAACCAGUUGAUAUUAAAUCUUAUACCACUAAUGAUAUAGACCGGUUACAAAGAAAGAGACCUGAUGAUGAGACAUCUGAGAGAAAGGAACAAGUUCGUCAAUUACUAAACAAACAGGAAACUUUAAAACAGGAACUUGUAAUGGCAAAAGAUACCAUCAUGAUGGAACGGUCGGGCUGGAGUUUUGAUUGUAAGUUUCUCAUGUGCUUCUCGUGUAAGCCACGACAACAACCAGCUGAUGUGUGAUGUUGUGACGUAAACCUGUUUCUUCAAAAGAUAGUUUUAGAUUCACUUGUCGAUGUUUUACCAGAGGCCUGGGUAACGCCUGUCUCCAGGUACCACAACACAGCCGUAAUACUUCUCUACAUCACAGAGCUUCCAUUUUUGGUAGCUUGAUAUGUUUCUGAUAAUUGAUUGAAUGAUAUUUUAAUAUUCACCACCAUAUUAAAAAGACAGAUUCAUAUCCAAUUUAUUUUCGGUUUGGUCUUGUACAUUAAAUUAUAAAACAAUAAUUCUUCCUUCCUUUUAUUAGUUCACACAUUUGUGCCAAAAUAUUUUUGUUUUGUUUUGACAUAUUUACUAUGACACAGAAUUUAUUUUCAUUUAAGUCUUUUUAGUCUUCACAUAUGGUGCCAUAGUUUGUUAUUUUCUUUUUAGAAGUAGCUUAGUGUAUGUUAUAUAGUACUGCACAUAUUUUUGGUCAUGCCUAUUUUUAUAUAAGCACAUAAUGGACCCUAAUUAUUGAAAAUUAAAACUUUUUAUAUAAAUAAAACAUUAAAUGUCAAACUAUUUUGGGGGCAUGAUAUCUAUGCUAUCCCACUCUAGAUACAAAGCUUUGUCAUUGAGUUAUACCAGUACAGAAGUCAACUAUUUGAUCUUUGACAUCUUAAAUAUGAAGGAGCUCUAUUCAGCUGAUCUUCUCUUGAAAAUUGAUAUUAAUACAUGAUUUGUAAAUUAUCCUAUCUACAUUCUGGAUCUUUUUAAGUUUUAUAUUUUCAAGACUUGGGUGUACAUAUCAUCCAUCAUACCUAUUUUACUCCUACUGUUAGACUUUUGAUAACUUUUUCAUAAUUUUCCGUCAGAUUCAAAUCAUUUUUAGUCAUCAUCUGAUCUGUUUGCCAUUAAAAUCAUUUAAAUAUUCAAUAAUCAAUCACUUCGUGUUUGGAUAUAUAUAUAUAUAUAUAUUUUUGUGUAAUUGUUUGUUAAGAAAUAUUUACAUAUUAUGGAAUUCAACAAUUGUUUGUAUAAGAUAAUAUUUUGAAUACAGAAAAUAAUGUGAAGCUAUGUUUUGAAUAUUAUAAGUAUCGAUAAUGUUGCUAUGGUUACUAAAAUAAAUAAUACAUAAUGAGCAUGCUGCAUGUUAAUAAUUUCAGUAUUUGUUGCUGAAUAUGCGGAUUUAGAGGACCCAAACAAUGUAACAGCGUUGCAAAAUGAAACGGCCAUACUGGAAAAACGAGUAGAUGCUUGCAAGUCACAUGUUAUGAUGGUCACAUGUUUCGAUUCUAAAACAAUGAAUUGAGAAAUAUUUUGUCUAGGAAUUUAAAAAUAUUUAAAUUUAUUAUAUUAUGGUUGUGUUAAUUUAUGUGCAAUGAUAUUUAAUUUCGUGAAGGAAGUAUUGAUAUUUUCUUUAAUAAACGGUCUUCUGUUUUUAUAUAGUUGACGUUUGGAUAACUUUCUAGAUUGAAUAAAUAAGACAAUGUCCAUGAUUUAAAUUAUGGAAUUUGGAUACUGUUCUGUUAAGUUCUUAUUUAUUAAACUAAAUUAAAGUCUAAAGUAAAGGAAUUGAAGAUCCUAUAUGCUAUAUGCAUUUUGAUAAAAGUAUGUACAUGUAUAUAGUUAAGUAAUGUUCUUAGUUGAAAGAAUUAUAUUUAUAUGCAAUGGUGCUUAUUGAUUUUAACUAUAAAGGACAUAAUGUCUAAAUACUCAAACGACAUAUAUGUUGGUGUAAGUAGUAUUUGUACAUAUUAGAAAAUUUUAUGGCUGGUACAAUAAUUGUAAUUAAUCAUGCUAAUAUGCAUAAUAGAAAUCAGAUCCUAUAACCAUUUUUCCAUGUUAAAUUGUACAAAGUUUCUAUAAUUAUUCAUAUUAUGUCUUUCAGUCUAUGUAAUAUAUUCAAAUAUAUUUGACUUGUAUGAACUCUUCAAAAUAAAACACUAUUUAAGUUAUAGUUCAAUUAUUCAAAUCAAUCUUAAAUUUAAUUUCAAAGAAAAAUCAGGAAUGUAGAAUUUUUUGUAAGGUGUAUAAAUAAAUGUUUUCUGAAACAAAAACCCAACAGUAAUUUAAGAUGAUUUAUAAUUUCUAGCCACUUAAAUUAAUCUCAAAUAAUUCAAAAACUUUUUCAAAAGUUUUCGUGGAAAAUAAAAAUAUUAAAUGUUUGAAGACUUGAGAAUUCAAGAAAUCAUUUUGUUAAUUUGUUAAUUUAAUCAUCAAUAAAUGUUGUAAGAGAUGAUUUUUUUUUGUUUCUGAAACUAACCUGUUAGCUUCCAGCUUGUCAUAAUCUACUCACAUAAUGAAAUGAAGUUUAAUUGUAAAAUCAAGAUGUAUAAUUUGUCUUUUUGUAUAUUAACAAACAUAAUAUACACUUUAUAUACUAGUAUA